CUCCGUCCGUGGGCGAUGCUGGCGGUGCUGGCCCCGCUGCUGGCCCCGCUGCUGGCCCCGUUCCCGGCCGCGGGGGCGGCCCCGGCCCCGCUGACCCUCGCCGUGGUGCUGCCCCGCCGCAACCUCACCUACCCGUGGGCUUGGCCGCGCGUGGGUCCCGCCGUUCGCUUGGCCGCGGCCGCCGUGAAUUCCCGGCGGGAUUUGCUGCCCGGCUUCACCCUGGGCUGGGUGUUCGGCGACAGCGAGGAUCGCCACGGGGUCUGCUCGGAAAUGGCCGCGCCGCUGGUGGCCGUGGACCUGUGGCUCGCCCAUCACCCCGCCGCCUUCCUGGGGCCGGGCUGCGUCUACUCGGCCGCUCCGGUGGCUCGGUUCACCGGGCACUGGCAGCUGCCGCUGGUCACGGCGGGGGCCGAGGCGCACGGCUUCGACGACAAGAGCGAGGAGUUCGGCUUGACCACCCGCGCCGGCCCCAGCCACCGCAAACUGGGCGAACUGGGAGUGCAGCUGCACCGGCGCUUCAACUGGACGCGGCGGGCGCUGCUGGUGUACUGGGACGAGCCGGCGGGAGACCGGCCCUACUACUUCGCCGCCGAGGGUCUGUACGUGCAGCUGCCCACCCUGCGCAACCUCACGGUCAUGGACGUGGUGUUCCGCGACGACGGCAACUUCUCCUUCAUCAUCCAGGAGAUCAAGGCGAAGGGGCGCAUCGUGUACGUGUGCUGCGCCCCGGACACGCUGCGGGAGCUGAUGCUGCAGGCGGAGCGCGCGGGGCUGACGGGCGGCGACUUCGCCUUCUUCUACAUCGACACCUUCGGGGCCAGCCUGCAGGGCCGCCGCUUCCCCGAGCCCCGCCGGCCCUGGCUCCGCGGGGACCCGCACGACGCCCGAGCCCGCCGCGCCUUCCAGGCUGUCACCAUCAUCACCUACAAGGAGCCCGAGAACGCCGAGUACCGGCCCUUCCUGCAGCGCCUCAAGGAGGAGGCGAGGGAGCACUUCAACUUCUCCGUGCAGGACGGACUGAUGAAUUUCAUCGCCGCCGCAUUCCAUGACGGGCUCCUGCUCUACGCCCAGGCGCUCCACGAGACGCUGGAGCGCGGCGGCUCCGUCAGCGACGCUCGGGCCGUCACCCGCCAGAUGUGGAACCGAACCUUCUACGGUGUCACCGGCUUCCUGAAGAUCGACGAGCAGGGGGACCGGGAGAGCGACUACUCCCUGUGGGACAUGGACCCCGAGCACGGGGACUUCCAGAUCGUGGCCAACUACAACGGCACCACCAAGAAGAUCCAGAUGGUGCCGGGCAGAGCCAUCCACUGGCCGGGCAACGCCGUCCCGCCCGAUGUCCCCCCCUGCGGCUUCGAGGGCACCGACCCGCAGUGCCGCAAAGCCUCGCUGUCCACGCUGGAGGUGCUGUCACUCGUGGUCAGCCUGAUCCUCAUGGCCAUCACCGUCACCUCCUUCUUCAUCUGCAGGAAGCUGCAGCUGGAGAAGGAGCUGGCGGCCGAGCUGUGGAGGGUGCGCUGGGAGGAUGUGCAGAUGAGCAGCCUGGAGAAACACCUGAGGAGCGCCGGCAGCAAGCUCACCCUGUCCCUGAGGGGCUCCAACUACGGCUCGCUGAUGACGGCCGAGGGCCAGUUCCAGGUGUACGCCAAGACCGCCUAUUACAAGGGUAACCUGGUGGCCGUGAAGCACCUGAACCGCAAACGCAUCGAGCUGACGCGCAAGGUGCUGUUCGAGCUGAAACACAUGCGGGACGUGCAGAACGAGCACCUGACGCGGUUCAUCGGCGCCUGCACCGACCCGCCCAACAUCUGCAUCCUGACCGAGUACUGCCCGCGAGGGAGCCUGCAGGACAUCCUGGAGAACGAGAGCAUCACCCUGGACUGGAUGUUCCGCUACUCCCUCACCAACGACAUCGUCAAGGGGAUGCAGUUCCUGCACAACGGCGUCAUCGUGUCCCACGGCAACCUCAAGUCCUCCAACUGCGUGGUGGACUCGCGCUUCGUGCUCAAGAUCACCGACUACGGCCUGGAGAGCUUCCGCGUGCCGCCCGACGGCGACGACACCCACGCGCUCUUCGCCAAGAAGCUGUGGACGGCGCCGGAGCUGCUGCGCAUGGAGGAGCCGCCGGCGCGGGGCACGCAGAAGGGCGACGUCUACAGCUUCGGCAUCAUCCUGCAGGAGAUCGCGCUGCGCUGCGGCGUCUUCUACGUGGAGGGCAUGGAGCUCAGCCCCAAAGAGAUCAUCGAGCGGGUGAAGAGCGGGGAGCGGCCCAGCUUCCGUCCCUCGGCCAACGUCGGCUGCCACCUGGAGGAGCUGGGGCAGCUGAUGCAGCACUGCUGGGCCGAGGACGUCCUGGAGCGCCCCGACUUCAACCAGAUCAAGGUCCAGCUCCGCAAGUUCAACAGGGAGAGCAGCACCAACAUCCUGGACAACCUCCUGUCGCGCAUGGAGCAAUACGCCAACAACCUGGAGGAGCUGGUGGAGGAGCGCACCCAGGCCUACCUGGAGGAGAAGCGCAAGGCCGAGGCUCUGCUCUACCAGAUCCUGCCCCACUCGGUGGCAGAGCAGCUCAAGAGGGGCGAGACGGUGCAGGCGGAGGCGUUUGACAGCGUCACCAUCUACUUCAGUGACAUCGUGGGGUUCACGGCGCUGUCGGCCCAGAGCACCCCCAUGCAGGUGGUGACGCUGCUCAACGACCUCUACACCUGCUUCGACGCCAUCAUCGACAACUUCGACGUCUACAAGGUGAGGGGACACCUGGGGGACACCUCGGGGACACCUGGGGGGCGCCUUGGGGACACCUCGGGGCACCUGGGGACACCUGGGGGACACCUGGGGGACACCUCGGGGCAC
Molecule: messenger RNA, 2853 nt
Organism: Serinus canaria (Common canary)
Lineage: Eukaryota; Metazoa; Chordata; Aves; Passeriformes; Fringillidae
Gene: NPR1
Product: natriuretic peptide receptor 1
Exons: 17
Biological process (GO): receptor guanylyl cyclase signaling pathway; protein phosphorylation; intracellular signal transduction
Cellular component (GO): membrane
Molecular function (GO): guanylate cyclase activity; ATP binding; peptide receptor activity
Source: RefSeq, a predicted model, not a curated record